GGGGCGUUAGUAGGUCACCGCGACAUCAUUUUGGCUCACCAGGAGCACAAAAGACUCAACACGCCGCAGGCCAGGAGGAAGCAGUGGGAAAUGGCGCGCUUUGGAGACGAGCUCCCCAACAGGUAUGGAGGAGGACAAGGAGGACAAGGAGGGGGUGGCGGACAAGGCGGAGGUGGCGCCGGCCGUGGGGGCAGCCGCCAAGGGGGGCCCCCCGGGGCGCAGCGGAUGUACAAGCAGUCCAUGGCUCAGAGGGCCCGCACCAUGGCCCUGUACAACCCCAUCCCAGUGAGGCAGAGCUGCUUGACUGUCAACCGAUCGCUUUUCCUCUUCAGCGAGGACAACCUGGUGAGGAAGUAUGCCAAAAAGAUCACAGAGUGGCCUCCGUUUGAAUGGAUGAUCCUUACCACAAUCAUUGCAAACUGCAUUGUGCUGGCACUGGAGCAGCACCUGCCUGACGACGACAAGACACCUCUGUCCGAGCGGCUGGAGGACACAGAACCCUACUUCAUUGCCAUCUUCUGCUUCGAGUCAGGUAUCAAGAUCCUGGCGCUGGGCUUUGCGCUGCAUAAGGGAUCGUAUUUGCGCAAUGGCUGGAAUGUCAUGGACUUCGUGGUCGUUCUCACUGGUCUUUUAUCAUCAGUGCGCUCUCAGAUCGACCUGAGGACGCUCCGAGCCGUCCGAGUGCUUCGACCUCUCAAACUGGUGUCAGGAAUUCCCAGCCUGCAGGUAGUGCUCAAGUCCAUCAUGAAAGCAAUGAUCCCGCUGCUGCAGAUCGGCCUGCUGCUUUUUGUGGCCAUCCUCAUGUUCGCCAUCAUCGGCCUAGAGUUCUACAUGGGAAAGUUCCACACCACCUGCUAUGAUGACAUUACGGGUGAGAUCGUGGACAAGGUUCCAUGUGGCCCUAAGUUGCCAUCGAGGAUGUGCCCCAAUGGCACUACAUGUCGGGAUGGCUGGAUCGGGCCCAACUACGGAAUCACACAGUUUGACAACAUUCUAUUCGCCGUACUCACAGUCUUCCAAUGCAUCACCAUGGAGGGCUGGACUGAAAUGCUCUACUAUAGUAAUGAUGUUGAGGGGAGCGCGUGGAACUGGAUGUACUACAUACCUCUCAUUAUCAUUGGCUCCUUCUUCAUGCUCAACCUGGUGCUGGGCGUCCUCUCAGGUGAGUUUGCCAAAGAGCGAGAACGAGUAGAAAACCGGAGCGAAUUCCUCAAGCUCCGGCGGCAGCAGCAGAUUGAACGUGAGCUUAAUGGCUACCUGGAGUGGAUCUGCAAAGCAGAGGAGGUUAUCCUGGCCGAAGAUGAAGGCACAGGAAAUUUUAAUGGUUCUCGGCGACGGCCGACCGCAAAGAGCAAGAACAACAAGGCAGAGCUGCUCAACACGGAAGAAGGCGAGGACAGCAUGGGAGAUGCUGUCGGGUUCGCCCGUUCCAGCAUCAAGAGUGGCAAGGAUGGUUCCAGCUACAGCAAGAAGGAAAGACGGCUACGCAUCUUCAUCCGCAAGAUCGUCAAGACGCAAGCCUUCUACUGGACCGUUCUAUGCCUUGUGGGCCUCAACACUAUCUGUGUGGCGGCUGUGCACUAUGACCAGCCGAAACUGCUUUCUGAUUUCCUGUUUUAUGCAGAGUUCAUUUUUCUGGGUUUGUUCAUGUCUGAGAUGCUGAUCAAGAUGUAUGGUCUUGGCAUUCAGCCCUACUUCCAUUCUUCCUUCAACUGCUUUGAUUGUGUGGUGAUCGUUGGCAGCAUCUUUGAGGUGAUUUGGGCCACCAUAAAGCCCGGAACAUCUUUCGGGAUCAGCGUUUUGCGAGCACUAAGACUUCUAAGAAUCUUCAAGGUCACCAAGUACUGGGCUCCUCUGCGCAACCUGGUGGUGUCUCUGCUCAACUCCAUGAAGUCCAUCGUCAGCUUGCUCUUCCUCCUCUUCCUCUUCAUCGUAGUAUUCGCCCUGCUGGGCAUGCAACUCUUUGGCGGACAGUUCAAUUUUGAGGAUGGAACGCCACCCACCAACUUUGACACUUUUGCGGCAGCUAUCAUGACGGUUUUUCAGAUCCUUACGGGAGAGGACUGGAACAUGGUCAUGUAUGACGGCAUCGAGUCUCAGGGUGGCGUCAACGACAAGGGAAUGGUCUUCUCCAUUUUCUUCAUCGUUCUCACCCUGUUUGGCAACUACACGCUACUUAACGUCUUCUUGGCAAUCGCCGUGGACAACCUUGCCAAUGCGCAGGAGCUCACUAAGGAUGAGGAGGAGCAAGAGGAGGCAGCCAAUCAGAAGACGGCGUUACAGAAGGCCAAGGAGGUGGCUGAGGUCAGCCCACUUUCAGCCGCCAACCUCUCCAUUGCUGCUAAGGAACAGCAGAGGAAUCAUGCCAAGGCAGGCGGCAAGUCAGUGUGGGAGCAGCGUACCAGCGAGAUCCGCCGGCAGAAUCUGAUGACCAGUCGAGAGGCACUCUACAAUGAGUUGGAGCAGGAUGACUGGAAGGUGGGAGGCGAGGGAGAGGAGGUGUCGUACCCGCGGAAAGGCCGCGGUGACAUAAUGACCCACUUGGACCGCCCCCUCGUGGUCAACCCACAGGACAACCGCAACAAUAAUACCAACAAGACGCCUCCUGGCCAGCUACCCCUUGACCAGGAGUACCGACGGCAGGACCUUGACCACAGUCACCGAUCUGCGCACCACCACCAUCAUCAUCACCACCAUCACCACCACCACCAUCACCACCGCCAGAGGGCCGAUGCAUCGGAACCGCUAGGCCAGGAACAAACAGUGACGGGGGAUGAUGUGGGCCCAGAGGCUGGAAACCAGGAAGGACAGCCGGCAGAGGAAAGGCACGGGCAUAGAAACCACAGGCACCGGCACAGGAACAGGGAGGACCGGGAGGCUUGUAGCGCGUCCCCUCGCCAUGCCACUACCACCGAGGGAAACAACGAGCACUGCAGGGCCAGGCAUCACCGCAAGGCCGCCAGGGAUGGCGAACCCAGUAGGAGACACAGGUCCAAGGGAGCCGAAGCGGAUGGCGACAAGGGCGACGAUGGGGAGGGUCGGAAGACCAGGCGGCAUCGUCAUGCCAACCAGGAGAGAAGCAGAGGACAUUGUUCCAGAAAUCAUGCUUACGUAGCUGCAUUCAUGAAAGAACACCAUAGCGCGGGGCCCAGCCUGUCCACUGCACGGCCCAUUCAACAACACAACGAGGACCUGGACAACUUGCGCAACAACAGCAAGUUGGCAAGUCAACCAUAUGACCUGCCGCCACCUGACGACCCAUACCAGGUCAACAACCUGCUGAACUGCUGCGACGCUGACACCCACACCCUCCUGCACAGCAUGGACAGCCUGAUCCUGAGCAGCAUGGCCAAACCUGACUACACCAGCAUAGACAUGCCGCCUGUCUACCCUUACCCCACAACCAAUGCCAUCCUGCAAGUAAACAAGAAUGCAAACACGGACCAGAAGAAGAACGAAGAGAAGAAAGGGGACAAUGACGAUGAGGGCGAUGAGGAUGGACCCAAGCCUAUGCCUCCCUACAGCUCUUGCUUCAUUUUGUCUACCACCAACCCCUUCAGAAAGUGCUGCCACUACAUCCUCACCCUCAAAUACUUCGAAUUCAGCAUCCUGUCCGUCAUUGCCAUGAGUAGUAUUGCGCUAGCAGCAGAAGAUCCCGUGUCUCCAGACUCUCCCCAAAAUAAUGUGCUGCGCUACUUUGACUAUGUGUUUACUGGUGUCUUCACUUUCGAAAUGCUCAUCAAGAUGGUGGUGCUGGGCCUGUUUCUCCACCAAGGCUCUUACUUCCGUGACCUGUGGAACAUUCUGGACUUUAUAGUGGUUACUGGUGCUCUGGUGGCCUUCGCCUUCACGCCGAGCAGCACUCGGGGAAGUAGUAAGGGCAAAGACAUCAGUACUAUUAAGUCCCUUCGAGUGCUACGCGUUCUGCGACCUCUCAAGACAAUCAAAAGACUCCCCAAGCUCAAGGCCGUUUUUGACUGCGUGGUGAACUCGCUGAAGAACGUUUUGAACAUUUUGAUCGUUUACAUGCUCUUCAUGUUCAUCUUUGCUGUGGUGGCCGUUCAGUUGUUCAAGGGUCGAUUCUUCUUUUGCACAGACGUGUCAAAAGAGUUUGAGCGCGACUGCAGAGGUGAAUUUUUGGUGUACGAGAAGGAUGAGGUUAGAGCUCAGAAGCGGGAGUGGAAAAAGUACAAUUUUCACUACGACAACGUGGCUUGGGCCCUGCUCACCCUCUUCACUGUCUCUACUGGAGAAGGGUGGCCACAGGUUUUAAAGGCCUCCGUGGACUCCACUUUUGAAAACCAGGGCCCGAGCCCAGGUUACCGAAUGGAGAUGUCUAUCUUUUAUGUGGUUUACUUUGUCGUCUUUCCGUUUUUCUUCGUCAACAUCUUUGUGGCGCUCAUCAUCAUCACCUUCCAGGAACAGGGGGAUAAGAUGAUGGAGGACUACAGUUUAGAAAAGAACGAGAGAGCAUGUAUCGAUUUCGCCAUCAAUGCCAAGCCCCUGACGCGCCACAUGCCCAAGAACAAGCUAAGCUUCCAGUAUCGCAUGUGGCAAUUUGUAGUGUCACCCCCCUUCGAAUACAGCAUCAUGGCUCUCAUCGCGCUCAACACCAUCGUCCUCAUGAUGAAGUUUGACGGCGCCUCGGCGACAUACGACGAUGUCCUGAAGAAUCUCAACAUCGUCUUCACUACUUUCUUCUUCAUGGAGUCCAUCCUGAAGAUCAUCGCUUUUGGCCCUUUGAAUUACUUCAGAGAUGCCUGGAACAUUUUUGACUUUGUCUCUGUGCUGGGCAGCAUCACUGACAUUUUGGUGACAGAAUUAGGGAACAAUUUCAUCAACUUGAGCUUUCUGCGCCUAUUCCGCGCCGCUCGCCUCAUCAAGCUACUACGUCAAGGCGAGACCAUUCGCAUCCUGCUGUGGACCUUCGUGCAGUCCUUCAAGGCUUUGCCGUAUGUGUGCUUGCUCAUUGCCAUGCUCUUCUUCAUCUACGCCAUCAUUGGCAUGCAGUUGUUUGGAAACUUGUCACUGGAGCAGGAGGGUGAAACUGCAAUCGACCACCACAACAACUUCAGAACCUUCGUCAUGGCUCUCAUGCUGCUUUUCAGGAGCGCCACUGGCGAAGCCUGGCAUGAAAUUAUGCUGUCAUGUCUGGGAGGAAAAGAGUGCGACCCGGCCUCAGGCAACACAGAGCCCGAAUGUGGCAGCACCUUCGCGUAUACCUAUUUUGUGUCCUUCAUCUUCCUGUGUUCCUUUCUGAUGCUCAAUCUGUUUGUGGCUGUCAUCAUGGACAACUUUGAGUACCUGACCAGGGACUCAUCCAUUCUGGGGCCGCACCACUUGGACGAGUACGUAAGGAUUUGGGCCGAGUACGACCCUGCUGCCUGCGGGCGCAUACAUUAUAAGGAUAUGUACAGUUUAUUGCGAGUUAUCUCCCCUCCCUUGGGCCUUGGCAAGAAAUGCCCGCAUAGGGUGGCCUGCAAGAGGCUGCUUCGUAUGGACCUGCCCGUGGCCGACGACAAUACGGUCCACUUCAACUCCACGCUAAUGGCGCUCAUCCGGACAGCCCUGGAUAUCAAGAUCGCCAAGGGCGGUGCAGACAAGCAGCAAAUGGAUGCCGAGCUACGUAAGGAGAUGAUGGCCAUUUGGCCUAACCUGUCGCAGAAGACAUUGGACUUGCUGGUCACGCCUCACAAGGCAGCCACAGACUUGACGGUGGGCAAAAUCUACGCUGCCAUGAUGAUCAUGGAAUACUACCGACAAAGCAAGAGCAAAAAGCUUCAAGACAUGAGGGAGGAACAGUGUUCUUCUGAAACUAACCGACCACCAUUAAUGUUUCAGCGAAUGGAAGCACCACCAGAAGGCGAUGGUACCGACGGUCUUGGGGGGCUGAACAGCCUCCCUGGCACGCAACCCGACAAUGUCAACAGCAUACCUUCUGAAGGCGGUGGCAUGACCGAGAGCCAGUCGUGGAUGACCACCAAGGCCCAGGAAAUGUUCCAAAAGACGGGUAACUGGAGCCCUGACAGACCAUACCCUGACGACCUCCACGACAACCGCCACAACCCGCAGACGGUAGAGAUGCGGGAGAUGGGGCGGGACGGGUACUCCGACACCGAGCCCUGUCACCCAAUGGAUGGGCACGGGCGCACCCUCUCCAUGCCCCGCCUCUCAGCAGACAACCAACGGAGAAGACACAGGCCUCGCGGAAAUAACCUGAGUACCAUCACAGACACUAGUCCAAUGCGGCGCUCUACCUCCAGCUUGGUCCACGGACGCUCGGGCCGUGGCGUCAGGCUAGACGAUUACUCCCUGGAGAGGGUGGUGGCUGAAGAUGGGCGGCACGGGGCCGGGGGUCGCCGGCACAGGGACCGAAGCCACAGGACCUCACAGCGAUCCCUCACAAGAUACACAGACGCAGACACGGGUGUUGUUUCCACUAUCAAACUAGGCCUGGGCACAGAUCUGAGUACCACCACACAGUCCGGCGACCUGCCUCCCAAGGAGCGCGAGCGGGACCGGGGCAGGACCAAAGACCGUCGUCACCACCACCACCAUCACCAUCACCAUGGCUCCAUGGACAAAGAUCGCUUUGACCGACACGAGUUAGCUCAUCGACACUCACAUGACAGACACUGGUCACGUUCACCCAGUGAAGGUCCAGACGGACGGGGCCACAGGCAGGGCAGUAGUUCAGUGAGCGGCAGUCCUGUCCCCUCGACUUCGGGGACCAGCACUCCACGAAGAGGCCGCCGCCAGCUGCCCCAGACCCCUGCCGUCCCUCGUCCUCAUGUCACCUACUCCCCAGCUGUCCGUAAGCCCACCUACGGCCCCCCGGGAUCAGGCCGCCUGCGCUCGCCCUCACCACGGCACUUCUCGCCGCCAGACCACGACAGGGGCUACCACCACCGGCCCCCGUCCCGUCAAGCCUCUCCGCACCAUGGGGGUUCCUCGUCAAGGCAUGGGUCGCCCCGUUCCCCCAGGCACCAGUCCCCCCGCUCACCCAUCCACGGUUCACCGCGGUCCCCACACCGAGGCCGCUGGAGUGGACCUCCACUGGGAGACAGUCUGGAAGGGGAUGGGCCCUUUUACGAGCGUGACUACGAGUAUGAGCGGCACCACGAGCCCCCUGCGUAUGAGCAAAGUCUUUCCCAUGGCAACCCCCACCCUCACACUGGUAACCCGCAUCCCCGCUCGCCAAGGACUGCCCGUCAUGGGCCCCCUCUGCCACCCCCACAUCCACGCCGGGUGCCCAAUGGCUACCGAUCAUCCUCACCUUCUCCACAUCGAAGGGGCCCUCCCGGGGCACCUCACCCGCACCACCGGCCCCCUCAUGCCCGCGGACCCCGUAAAGGCCUGCAUGAACCUUACAGUGAGACAGACGAGGAUGACUGGUGCUAG
Nerophis lumbriciformis (worm pipefish) is the source of this 7401-nucleotide messenger RNA. The record is from RefSeq and is a predicted model, not a curated record. NCBI's taxonomy places the organism in Eukaryota, Metazoa, Chordata, Actinopteri, Syngnathiformes, Syngnathidae.